AUGCAGACAUGCACAGAAACGCACAGGCAGACAGCCUCGGUGCAGAACCCGGGACUCACAUCCCAGGUGGGACUUGGCUCGUCUGCCAUGGGCAAGCAGAACAGCAAGCUGCGGCCGGAGAUGCUGCAGGAUCUGCGGGAGAACACGGAGUUCUCGGAGCUGGAGCUGCAGGAGUGGUACAAGGGCUUCCUCAAGGACUGCCCCACUGGCAUCCUCAACGUCGACGAGUUCAAGAAGAUCUACGCCAACUUCUUCCCCUAUGGCGACGCCUCCAAGUUCGCCGAGCACGUCUUCCGCACUUUUGACACCAACAGCGACGGCACCAUCGACUUCCGGGAGUUCAUCAUCGCUCUGAGCGUGACCUCGCGUGGCCGCCUGGAGCAGAAGCUCAUGUGGGCCUUCAGCAUGUACGACCUGGACGGGAACGGCUACAUCAGCCGGGAGGAAAUGCUGGAGAUCGUGCAGGCCAUUUACAAGAUGGUUUCGUCCGUGAUGAAGAUGCCUGAGGACGAAUCGACCCCGGAAAAGAGGACUGAGAAAAUCUUCCGCCAAAUGGACACAAACAAUGACGGCAAGCUGUCACUGGAGGAGUUCAUCCGCGGGGCCAAAAGCGACCCAUCGAUCGUGCGCCUGCUGCAGUGCGACCCCAGCAGCGCCUCCCAGUUCUGAGCUGGGAGGAACCAGCUCGCUGCCUCCCUGCCUUCACCGGCCCUCCGGCCCUCCGCUUCCUCU
Peromyscus eremicus (cactus mouse) is the source of this 732-nucleotide messenger RNA. It is a transcript of the gene Hpca, whose product is annotated as hippocalcin. Gene Ontology annotation, molecular function: calcium ion binding. The coding region runs from base 1 to 669 and encodes 222 amino acids. NCBI's taxonomy places the organism in Eukaryota, Metazoa, Chordata, Mammalia, Rodentia, Cricetidae. The record is from RefSeq and is a predicted model, not a curated record. The transcript has 4 exons.